Molecule: messenger RNA, 12615 nt
Organism: Gymnogyps californianus (California condor)
Lineage: Eukaryota; Metazoa; Chordata; Aves; Accipitriformes; Cathartidae
Gene: TRRAP
Product: transformation/transcription domain associated protein
Exons: 73
Coding region: 48-11651 (3867 amino acids)
Biological process (GO): DNA repair; regulation of DNA-templated transcription
Cellular component (GO): nucleus; SAGA complex; NuA4 histone acetyltransferase complex
Molecular function (GO): transcription coregulator activity; protein binding
Source: RefSeq, a predicted model, not a curated record
GUUGAUCUUGAUUUUAUGUACUGAAAGCUGAUCCUUCCUUCUCCAAGAUGGCAUUCGUUUCAGCACAAGGGCCUACGGUGGUGGACCAAACCACUUUGAUGAAAAAAUACCUUCAGUUUGUGGCUGCUCUUACUGAUGUCAAUACACCUGAUGAAACCAAAUUGAAAAUGAUGCAAGAAGUCAGUGAGAAUUUUGAGAAUGUGACAUCAUCCCCUCAAUAUUCUACGUUCCUGGAACACAUUAUCCCUAGGUUUCUCACCUUUCUACAGGACGGAGAAGUUCAGUUUCUGCAGGAGAAGCCAGCACAGCAACUCCGAAAGCUAGUGCUUGAAAUAAUUCACAGAAUACCAACAAAUGAACAUCUCCGUCUUCAUACCAAAAAUAUCCUGUCUGUGAUGUUUAGAUUUCUAGAGACAGAGAAUGAAGAAAACGUACUGAUUUGCUUAAGAAUAAUUAUUGAAUUGCACAAACAGUUCCGACCAGCAAUCACUCAAGAAAUCCAUCAUUUUUUGGACUUUGUGAAACAGAUUUACAAGGAACUUCCAAAAGUAGUGAAUCGGUAUUUUGAGAAUCCUCAGGUGAUUCCGGAGAACACUGUUCCUACUCCUGAAAUGGUUGGCAUGAUUACAACAAUUGUGGUGAAAGUAAACCCUGAACGAGAAGACAGUGAAACGAGAACACAUUCUAUAAUUCCCAGGGGAUCUUUAUCUCUAAAGGUCUUGGCUGAGCUACCUAUUAUUGUUGUUCUUAUGUAUCAGCUCUACAAACUGAACAUUCACAAUGUAGUAGCUGAAUUUGUGCCUUUGAUUAUGAACACUAUUAUAAUACAGGUUUCUGCUCAAGCAAGGCAACAUAAACUUUAUAACAAGGAAUUAUAUGCCGAUUUUAUCGCUGCUCAAAUUAAAACAUUGUCUUUUUUGGCUUACAUCAUAAGAAUUUACCAGGAUUUAGUAGCUAAAUAUUCUCAGCAAAUGGUAAAAGGAAUGUUGCAGUUGCUCUCCAAUUGUCCAGCUGAAACCGCGCACCUCCGGAAGGAGCUUCUGAUUGCUGCUAAGCACAUCUUGACAACAGACUUGAGGAGCCAAUUUAUUCCAUGUAUGGACAAGCUAUUUGAUGAAUCUAUACUAAUUGGCUCUGGAUACACUGCCCGAGAGACACUGAGACCACUUGCAUAUAGUACACUGGCAGACCUGGUACAUCAUGUCCGUCAGCAUUUACCGCUCAAUGAUCUCUCCCUUGCUGUCCAGCUAUUUGCCAAGAACAUUGAUGAUGAGUCGUUGCCUAGCAGUAUCCAGACAAUGUCUUGCAAGCUUCUGCUAAAUUUGGUAGACUGUAUCCGGUCUAAAAGUGAACAGGAAAAUGGAAAUGGUAGAGAUAUUCUUAUGAGAAUGCUGGAGGUUUUUGUUUUGAAAUUUCACACUAUAGCACGAUACCAGCUUUCUGUAAUUUUUAAAAAAUGCAAGCCACAGUCUGAACUUGGGGCUGCUGAAGCCGCAUUACCUGGAGUACCGACGGCAGCAAAUGCAGCACCUGUUCCCGUUCCAUCUCCUGCCCCAGCCACUCCAGUGGCCCCUGCACCAGUACCUGUAUUUGAAAAACAAGGGGAGAAAGAAAAAGAAGAUAAACAGACAUUUCAGGUCACAGAUUGCCGAAGCUUAGUGAAAACUUUGGUCUGUGGUGUCAAGACAAUCACGUGGGGCAUAACAUCAUGCAAAGCUCCUGGUGAAGCACAAUUCAUUCCCAAUAAGCAGCUGCAACCUAAGGAGACUCAAAUCUAUAUAAAACUGGUAAAAUACGCAAUGCAAGCUUUAGAUAUUUAUCAGGUCCAAAUAGCAGGAAAUGGACAGACAUAUGUUCGAGUAGCAAACUGUCAGACAGUCAGAAUGAAAGAGGAAAAGGAAGUUCUGGAGCAUUUUGCUGGUGUGUUCACAAUGAUGAACCCUUUAACUUUUAAAGAAAUCUUUCAAACUACUGUUCCUUAUAUGGUGGAGAGAAUCUCAAAAAACUAUGCUCUUCAGAUUGUUGCCAAUUCCUUCUUGGCAAACCCUACUACCUCUGCCCUCUUUGCAACGAUUUUGGUAGAGUAUCUUCUGGAUCGGCUGCCAGAAAUGGGCUCUAAUGUGGAACUCUCCAAUCUGUAUCUCAAGCUGUUCAAGUUAGUCUUUGGCUCAGUUUCACUAUUUGCAGCUGAAAAUGAACAAAUGCUGAAGCCACAUUUGCACAAGAUUGUGAACAGCUCUAUGGAACUUGCACAGACUGCCAAAGAGCCCUAUAACUAUUUCCUGCUGCUCAGAGCACUGUUCAGAUCUAUUGGAGGAGGCAGUCAUGAUCUGUUAUAUCAAGAAUUCUUGCCGCUGUUACCAAACUUACUGCAAGGACUCAAUAUGUUGCAAAGUGGCCUUCAUAAACAACACAUGAAAGACUUGUUUGUAGAGCUCUGCCUCACUGUGCCAGUUCGUUUGAGCUCAUUACUGCCUUAUCUGCCAAUGUUGAUGGAUCCCUUGGUGUCGGCUCUCAAUGGAUCUCAGACGCUGGUUAGCCAAGGCUUAAGAACUCUUGAAUUGUGCGUGGAUAACUUGCAGCCAGACUUUCUGUAUGAUCACAUUCAGCCAGUUCGAGCUGAGCUAAUGCAGGCUUUGUGGCGUACACUGCGCAAUCCUGCAGACAGCAUUUCUCAUGUGGCUUAUCGUGUACUUGGUAAAUUUGGUGGAAGUAACAGGAAGAUGUUAAAAGAAUCACAGAAACUACAAUAUGUAGUCACAGAAAUCCAAGGACCCAGUAUUACAAUUGAAUUUUCAGACUGUAAAGCAUCCAUUCAGCUACCAAUGGAAAAGGCAAUUGAGACUGCUCUGGACUGUUUGAAGAGUGCUAACACAGAACCGUAUUAUCGGAGGCAAGCGUGGGAAGUAAUCAAGUGUUUUUUAGUAGCUAUGAUGAGCUUGGAUGAUAAUAAACAUGCGUUAUACCAACUUCUUGCACAUCCCAACUUUACUGAAAAGUCCAUACCCAAUGUGAUUAUUUCGCAUCGAUACAAAGCUCAGGAUACUCCAGCUCGUAAAACGUUUGAACAGGCAUUGACAGGGGCAUUCAUGUCAGCAGUCAUCAAAGAUCUGAGGCCUAGUGCUCUGCCUUUUGUAGCCAGCUUAAUCCGCCAUUACACAAUGGUGGCAGUCGCUCAGCAAUGUGGUCCUUUUUUGCUGCAGUGCUAUCAGGUUGGAAGCCAGCCUAGCACCGCCAUGUUUCAUAGUGAAGAAAAUGGGUCAAAAGGCAUGGAUCCCUUGGUGCUAAUUGAUGCCAUAGCAAUCUGCAUGGCAUAUGAGGAGAAGGAACUCUGCAAAAUAGGAGAGGUGGCUCUAGCAGUGAUAUUUGAUGUUGCGAGCAUUAUCUUGGGUUCAAAGGAAAGGGCUUGUCAGCUUCCCUUGUUUUCAUACAUUGUGGAACGUUUAUGUGCUUGCUGUUACGAACAAGCUUGGUAUGCUAAACUAGGAGGUGUUGUGUCAAUUAAAUUUCUUAUGGAACGACUGCCUCUAAUUUGGGUCCUCCAGAACCAGCAGACUUUCCUGAAGGCACUUCUCUUUGUUAUGAUGGAUCUGACUGGAGAGGUUUCCAAUGGAGCAGUUGCUAUGGCAAAGACCACAUUGGAACAGCUUUUGAUUAGAUGUGCAACUCCUUUAAAAGAUGAAGAAAAAACAGAAGAAAUCUUAGCAGCACAGGAAAAGUCUUUUCAUCAUGUAACACAUGACCUCGUUCGAGAAGUAACCUCUCCAAACUCUACUGUGAGAAAACAGGCCAUGCAUUCGUUGCAGGUACUUGCACAGGUCACUGGAAAAAGUGUCACGGUGAUUAUGGAGCCACAUAAAGAGGUUCUCCAAGACAUGGUUCCUCCUAAAAAGCAUUUACUUAGGCAUCAACCUGCAAAUGCCCAGAUUGGCCUGAUGGAGGGAAAUACAUUUUGCACAACCCUGCAACCCCGGUUGUUUACAAUGGAUCUAAAUGUUGUGGAACACAAGGUUUUCUACACAGAGUUACUGAAUUUGUGUGAGGCUGAAGAUGCUGCCUUAAUGAAACUACCUUGUUACAAAAGUCUUCCAUCACUUGUACCUCUUCGGAUUGCAGCCUUAAAUGCUCUAGCUGCCUGCAAUUACUUGCCUCAGUCGAGAGAGAAAAUCAUUGCUGCACUUUUCAAGGCACUUAAUUCAACAAAUAAUGAACUGCAGGAGGCAGGAGAAGCAUGCAUGAGAAAGUUCUUGGAAGGAGCUACCAUAGAAGUUGAUCAAAUUCAUACACACAUGAGACCGUUGCUUAUGAUGUUGGGAGACUAUCGAAGUCUGACACUGAAUGUUGUGAAUCGUCUGACAUCUGUCACUAGACUUUUUCCAAACUCUUUUAAUGAUAAAUUCUGUGAUCAGAUGAUGCAACACCUGCGUAAAUGGAUGGAAGUUGUAGUUAUUACACACAAAGGUGGACAACGGAGUGAUGGAAAUGAGAGCAAUUCAGAGCAUGGGAGAUACUCAUUGUCUCCAUCCUUUCAGUUUGAGCCUGCCGCAGAAGGGGUAGAGGAAAUGAAGAUUUGUUCAGCAAUUAUAAAUUUAUUCCAUCUGAUCCCAGCUGCCCCUCAGACUUUGGUUAAACCUCUGCUGGAAGUUGUUAUGAAAACAGAACGAGCAAUGUUAAUUGAGGCUGGCAGUCCAUUCAGGGAACCACUGAUAAAAUUUUUGACACGUCAUCCAUCCCAGACUGUGGAGCUGUUCAUGAUGGAAGCCACUUUAAAUGAUCCACAGUGGAGCAGAAUGUUUAUGAGUUUCUUAAAACAUAAAGAUGCCAAACCUCUACGAGAUGUACUGGCAGCUAAUCCUAACCGAUUUAUCACUCUGCUGUUACCUGUUGGUACCCAAGCGGCUGUUAGACCUGGUUCUCCAAGCACUACCACAAUGCGUCUCGAUCUACAGUUUCAGGCUAUCAAGAUCAUAAGUAUUAUUGUUAAGAAUGAUGAAUGUUGGUUAGCAAAUCAACAUUCCCUGGUGAAUCAGCUGAAACGUGUGUGGGUGAGUGAAGCUUUUCAGGAGAGACAUCGUAAGGAGAAUAUGGCUGCGACAAAUUGGAAAGAACCUAAGCUAUUAGCAUAUUGCUUAUUGAAUUACUGCAAGAGGAAUUAUGGCGAUAUAGAGUUGCUCUUCCAGUUGCUUCGAGCUUUUACGGGUCGAUUUCUCUGCAAUAUGACUUUCUUAAAGGAAUACAUGGAAGAAGAGAUCCCCAAAAACUACAGUAUUCCCCAAAAACGGGCUUUGUUCUUCCGGUUUGUAGACUUCAAUGACCCAAACUUUGGAGAUGAGCUCAAAGCCAAGGUACUGCAGCAUAUCCUGAAUCCUGCUUUCUUGUACAGUUUUGAAAAGGGAGAAGGUGAACAGCUGUUGGGACCCCCAAACCCAGAAGGAGAUAAUCCAGAAAGCAUCACUAGCGUUUUUAUAACAAAGGUACUUGAUCCGGAAAAACAGGCUGAUAUGCUGGAUUCUCUCAGGAUAUAUCUCUUGCAGUUUGCCACACUUCUGGUUGAGCAUGCUCCACAUCACAUUCAUGACAAUAACAAAAACCGGAACAGCAAACUACGACGCUUAAUGACGUUUGCUUGGCCUUGUCUCCUGUCCAAGGCAUGUGUGGACCCAGCAUGCAAAUACAGUGGACAUCUGCUUUUGGCACACAUCAUUGCAAAAUUUGCCAUACAUAAGAAGAUAGUUCUGCAGGUUUUUCACAGUCUUCUAAAAGCUCACGCGAUGGAGGCCCGAGCUAUUGUCAGGCAAGCGAUGGCUAUUCUGACUCCAGCUGUGCCUGCUCGAAUGGAGGAUGGACAUCAGAUGCUGACUCACUGGACACGAAAAAUCAUUGUGGAAGAGGGUCAUACAGUUCCCCAGCUAGUACAUAUUUUGCACUUGAUAGUACAACAUUUCAAGGUUUAUUAUCCAGUGAGACAUCACUUGGUUCAGCAUAUGGUUAGUGCCAUGCAGAGACUGGGCUUCACUCCCAGUGUUACAAUAGAGCAAAGAAAAUUAGCUGUGGAUCUUGCUGAAGUAGUUAUUAAAUGGGAAUUGCAAAGAAUUAAAGACCAGCAGCCAGAUUCAGAUAUGGAUUCAAGUGCAAGUGGAGAAGGAGCAAGUUCUGCCUCAUCUGCUGUUAAAAGAGGAUUGUCUGUGGAUUCUGGCCAAGAAGUAAAACGAUUCAGGACAGCUACAGGAGCAAUAAGUGCUGUAUUUGGACGUAGCCAGUCCUUGCCAGGAGCUGAUGCACUUCUUUCCAAGCCGAUUGACAAGCAGCAUACAGAUACAGUCGUGAAUUUCUUGAUUAGAAUUGCUUGCCAGGUAAAUGACAACUCAAACACUGCUGGAUCUCCUGGGGAAUUGCUGUCUCGCCGCUGUGUCAACCUUCUGAAAACAGCUUUACGACCAGACAUGUGGCCAAAAUCAGAACUGAAGUUGCAGUGGUUUGAUAAGCUGCUAAUGACUGUGGAACAACCCAAUCAGGCCAACUUUGCCAACAUUUGCACUGGCUUAGAGGUCUUAAGUUUCCUGUUAACUGUACUGCAGCCCCCUGCUAUCCUUAGCAGCUUCAAACCCCUGCAACGAGGUGUAGCAGCUUGUAUGACUUGUGGAAACACCAAGGUUUUGAGAGCAGUCCACAGUCUGCUUUCUCGCUUGAUGGGUAUUUUCCCUACAGAACCAAGUACCUCAAGUGUAGCUUCAAAGUAUGAAGAGCUGGAGUGCCUUUAUGCUGCAGUCGGAAAGGUUAUUUAUGAAGGACUUACUAAUUAUGAAAAAGCCACUAAUGCUAACCCUUCUCAGCUCUUCGGUACUUUAAUGAUUCUGAAGUCUGCAUGCAGUAACAAUCCCAGCUAUAUUGACAGAUUGAUUUCAGUUUUUAUGCGAUCUCUGCAGAAGAUGGUCAGGGAACACUUAAACCCACAGGCUACAGCAGGAACAGCAGAAGCAAAUACAGGUACAAGUGAACUGGUGAUGCUAAGCCUGGAUCUUGUGAAAACUCGCCUCGCUGUGAUGAGCAUGGAAAUGAGGAAAAAUUUUAUACAAGCUAUUCUAACAUCUCUCAUUGAAAAAUCUACUGAUGCCAAAAUUCUUCGUGCAGUGGUAAAAAUAGUGGAAGAGUGGGUGAAAAACAAUUCCCCAAUGGCAGCUAAUCAGACACCUACUCUCCGGGAGAAGUCCAUUUUACUAGUGAAAAUGAUGACUUACAUUGAAAAGCGUUUUCCAGAAGACCUUGAAUUAAAUGCCCAGUUCUUAGACCUUGUUAACUAUGUCUAUAGGGAUGAGAAUCUUUCUGGUAGCGAACUUACUGCUAAACUUGAGCCAGCAUUUCUUUCGGGUUUACGUUGUGCUCAGCCACUCAUACGAGCCAAAUUUUUUGAAGUCUUUGACAAUUCUAUGAAACGUCGUGUUUAUGAGCGCCUACUUUAUGUGACCUGUUCUCAAAACUGGGAAGCAAUGGGAAAUCACUUUUGGAUAAAACAGUGCAUCGAGCUCCUGCUGGCAGUGUGCGAGAGAAAUACUACAAUUGGGACAAGCUGUCAGGGUGCUAUGCUGCCUUCUAUCACCAAUGUUAUCAACCUUGCUGACAGUCACGAUAGAGCGGCAUUCGCUAUGGUAACCCACGUCAAACAAGAGCCUCGUGAAAGGGAAAACAGUGAAUCCAAAGAAGAGGAUGUUGAAAUAGACAUUGAAUUGGCUCCGGGAGAUCAGACCAGUACACCUAAAACUAAGGAACUUUCUGAGAAGGACAUUGGCAAUCAGCUGCACAUGUUGACCAACCGGCAUGACAAAUUUCUUGACUCUCUUCGAGAAGUGAAGACUGGAGCGUUGCUGAGUGCCUUUGUUCAGUUAUGUCAUAUUUCUACACCGUUAGCAGAGAAGACUUGGAUACAGCUUUUUUCACGACUUUGGAAAAUCUUGUCUGACAGACAGCAACAUGCUCUAGCAGGUGAAAUAAGCCCUUUCUUGUGCAGUGGUAGCCAUCAAGUACAGCGAGAUUGCCAGCCGAGUGCACUGAAUUGCUUUGUGGAAGCAAUGUCACAGUGUGUGCCUCCUAUUCCUAUCAGACCUUGUGUCCUGAAAUACUUGGGUAAAACUCACAAUCUCUGGUUUCGUUCUACACUGAUGCUGGAACAUCAAGCCUUUGAAAAAGGACUGAGUCUACAAAUUAAGCCUAAACAGACAACAGAAUUUUAUGAGCAGGAAAGCAUAACCCCCCUCAACAGUGAAGAAAUUCCUGUCCUUGAAAUACUGGAUUCCCUUGCUGAGCUCUACUCUUUGUUGCAAGAAGAGGAUAUGUGGGCUGGACUAUGGCAGAAACGCUGUAAAUUCCCAGAGACAGCAACAGCUAUUGCCUAUGAACAACAUGGCUUUUUUGAACAGGCACAAGAAACUUAUGAAAAAGCAAUGGAAAAGGCUAAAAAAGAGCAUGAACGGAACAAUGCUUCCCCUUCGAUCUUUCCUGAGUAUCAGCUCUGGGAAGACCAUUGGAUUCGUUGCUCAAAAGAAUUGAACCAAUGGGAACCUUUGACAGAAUAUGGCCAGUCAAAAGGUCACAUAAAUCCUUACCUAGUACUGGAAUGUGCGUGGAGGGUCUCAAACUGGACUGCUAUGAAGGAGGCUCUGGUUCAGGUGGAGUUGAGUUGUCCAAAGGAGAUGGCAUGGAAAGUGAAUAUGUACAGAGGAUACUUAGCAAUCUGCCAUCCGGAAGAGCAACAGCUUAACUUCAUUGAGCGUCUAGUAGAGAUGGCGAGUAGUUUAGCUAUUCGAGAAUGGCGAAGGCUUCCUCACGUAGUCUCGCAUGUUCAUACUCCCCUUCUCCAGGCAGCACAGCAAAUAAUUGAACUUCAAGAAGCAGCCCAAAUAAAUGCAGGAUUGCAACCAACUAAUCUGGGGAGAAACAAUAGCUUACAUGAUAUGAAGACUGUUGUGAAGACUUGGAGGAACAGGUUACCUAUUGUGUCAGAUGAUUUAUCCCACUGGAGCAGCAUUUUCAUGUGGAGACAACAUCAUUACCAGGCCAUUGUAACUGCAUAUGAAAAUAGUUCUCAGCAUGAUCCUAGUUCCAAUAAUGCUAUGUUGGGAGUUCAUGCUUCUGCAUCGGCAAUUAUCCAAUAUGGAAAGAUAGCUCGAAAACAAGGGCUAGUCAACGUAGCUCUGGAUAUACUGAGUCGCAUUCAUACAAUUCCAACUGUGCCCAUUGUGGACUGCUUUCAGAAGAUUCGCCAGCAAGUUAAAUGUUAUCUUCAGCUGGCUGGAGUCAUGGGCAAAAAUGAAUGUAUGCAGGGUCUUGAAGUUAUUGAAUCAACCAAUCUGAAGUACUUCACCAAGGAGAUGACUGCUGAGUUUUAUGCAUUGAAGGGAAUGUUCUUGGCACAGAUUAACAAGUCUGAAGAAGCAAACAAAGCUUUUUCUGCAGCUGUGCAAAUGCAUGAUGUGCUAGUGAAAGCAUGGGCAAUGUGGGGUGAUUACCUGGAGAAUAUCUUUGUGAAAGAACGUCAGCUUCACCUGGGUGUGUCUGCUAUUACUUGCUACCUGCAUGCAUGUCGUCAUCAAAAUGAGAGCAAAUCAAGAAAAUACUUAGCAAAGGUUCUUUGGCUACUGAGUUUUGAUGAUGAUAAGAACACCUUAGCAGAUGCAGUAGACAAGUACUGUAUUGGUGUUCCACCCAUUCAGUGGUUGGCCUGGAUUCCACAGCUGUUGACAUGCCUGGUUGGCUCAGAGGGCAAACUCCUUCUGAACCUCAUUAGUCAGGUGGGAAGAGUCUAUCCCCAAGCUGUCUACUUCCCUAUCAGGACCCUCUAUUUGACCUUGAAGAUAGAACAACGGGAGCGCUACAAAAGCGAUUCUGGGCAACAACAGCCAAGUUCAGUUGGAAAUCAGUCCCACUCUGCCUCAGAUCCUGGGCCAAUCAGAGCCACUGCACCAAUGUGGCGAUGCAGCAGAAUUAUGCAUAUGCAGCGAGAAUUACAUCCAACACUUUUGUCUUCUCUGGAAGGCAUUGUAGAUCAGAUGGUCUGGUUCAGAGAGAAUUGGCAUGAAGAGGUUCUUAGACAACUGCAGCAGGGCUUGGCAAAGUGCUAUUCAGUUGCCUUUGAGAAAAGUGGAGCCGUUUCCGAUGCCAAAAUCACUCCUCAUACACUAAAUUUUGUCAAGAAGUUAGUCAGCACUUUCGGAGUAGGUCUUGAGAAUGUCUCUAAUGUGUCCACCAUGUUUUCUAGUGCAGCCUCAGAGUCGCUAGCUAGGAGAGCACAGGCAACAGCUCAAGAUCCCGUGUUCCAGAAGUUAAAAGGGCAAUUUACAACAGACUUCGACUUCAGUGUGCCAGGGUCAAUGAAACUUCACAAUCUUAUCUCUAAACUGAAGAAAUGGAUCAAAAUUCUGGAGGCAAAAACUAAACAGCUUCCAAAGUUCUUCCUCAUAGAGGAAAAGUGCCGCUUUCUAAGUAAUUUUUCAGCUCAAACUGCAGAAGUAGAGAUACCUGGAGAAUUCCUUAUGCCAAAGCCAACACAUUACUACAUCAAGAUAGCCAGGUUUAUGCCCAGAGUGGAGAUAGUUCAGAAACACAAUACUGCAGCUAGAAGACUCUAUAUCCGAGGCCAUAAUGGAAAGAUUUACCCAUAUCUGGUAAUGAAUGAUGCUUGCCUGACAGAGUCUCGUAGAGAAGAGCGGGUAUUACAACUUCUUCGCCUUUUGAACCCCUGCUUAGAGAAGAGGAAGGAAACCACAAAAAGACAUUUGUUUUUUACAGUCCCCCGUGUUGUAGCAGUUUCUCCACAGAUGCGUUUGGUUGAAGACAAUCCCUCUUCUCUUUCGCUGGUGGAGAUCUAUAAGCAGCGCUGUGCCAAGAAAGGCAUUGAGCAUGACAACCCUAUUUCUCGUUACUAUGACAGACUGGCAACGGUCCAAGCACGAGGGACUCAAGCUAGCCAUCAGGUUCUCAGAGAUAUACUUAAAGAAGUACAGAGUAACAUGGUGCCGCGCAGUAUGCUUAAGGAGUGGGCUUUACAUACAUUCCCCAAUGCUACGGAUUACUGGACUUUUCGAAAGAUGUUCACUAUUCAGUUAGCCCUAAUUGGCUUUGCAGAAUUCAUCUUCCAUUUAAAUAGACUCAAUCCUGAAAUGCUGCAGAUUGCCCAGGAUACUGGCAAGCUAAAUGUAGCUUACUUUCGCUUCGACAUUAACGAUGCUACUGGAGAUUUGGAUGCCAAUCGUCCAGUUCCAUUCCGGCUUACACCAAACAUUUCUGAAUUUCUUACCACCAUUGGGGUGUCUGGUCCACUGACUGCAUCUAUGAUUGCAGUAGCUCGCUGCUUUGCACAACCAAACUUUAAGGUUGAUGGCAUCCUAAAAACUGUGCUACGGGAUGAAAUAAUUGCAUGGCACAAAAAAACACAAGAGGAUACUUCCUCUCCACUCUCAGCAGCUGGGCAACCUGAAAAUAUGGACAGCCAGCAGCUGGUUUCACUAGUUCAAAAAGCUGUUACUGCUAUCAUGACUCGACUUCAUAAUCUUGCUCAGUUUGAAGGAGGAGAAAGCAAAGUCAACACUCUGGUAGCAGCUGCAAAUAGCUUGGAUAAUCUCUGUCGUAUGGAUCCUGCCUGGCACCCCUGGCUGUAACUUGAAGUUUUCAAUAGCUUUUUUUGCUGCUGUUUGUGGUGUGAGCCAUAUAUUGUGUUACGAAAACAUGAAAAAAGCUUUCCAGACCGUGGCUUACCUGUCACACUGCAUUUUGUCAGUCUUCAUUUUAAUCGUGUUUACAGUAAUGACAAUUUUACUGUUUUUAAUUUCAUGAGGGGACACUUCCUCCUGUUUAAAAAAGGUUGGUCAAUAUGCAACAACAACUUUCACAAAUAGCUUAAAAUGAAGAGAAGAAGCUUAAAUAAUGUACAGAAAAAUCUUACUUUAUGAUGAGGACUAUAAAACUAGCACUGUUAGAUUUAGGGUCUGCCAUUCCUAAUAACCUGCAGUAUAUAAAUUUUUUUAUACAAUAGUAAUUAUUAAAAAAAAAAAGACAGUAUUCCCAGUUACUGAAUUUUACUUCGUGAAAUUUUACUUAAUCACUAUCCCUUCAUUAUACCAAAUUGAAGGCACAAAUAAAUACUCUUCCUUUAAGUUUGCUUCAAAUUUACAUGAGCAAAGUUGGUUUGUACAGAGGAUUUUGUACCAAAUGUAUAGAGGUGACUUUUUGUUAGGCACUGAGAAAAUGAUGAUCAAAUUGUGCUAGCUUUUCUUGGAGCACAAGCUAUGUACAGUAAAAGUGUAAACCAUUUAGGGUAAUUGGUUUAGUUGUGGAAGGUGUUUGGGGGGAAGUUUAUAAAAAGGAUGGAAAAAGUCAUCCUUUGAUACAUGUAUUUGGUUGUAAUAGAUAAAGUAAAAUCUUACAAAGUUCUCUUUUUUUUUUAAUGUUUAGAAUUACAAUAGCUUCUUUAGAAUGAAUCUGUUUCUUUGUAAUUUAAGAAAAGAUCAGUUUAAUGUUUCACUCGUCUUUCUGUUGUGUUAGCAUUUUUAUAAAACUUCAGUGUUGAGAAUGUUACAUUUGUACAGAGUGAUUUUUUCAAAAUAAAUAUUUUGUAAAACUCUC